GUCGUGACGUCACGUCGGCACUUCUGGAUUUCUACAGAAUCUGGUCAAGGGGGGAUAUAAUUUUGUAUCGUAAAAAUUCUUAUGAUUUAUGCUAAAUCUAGAGCUCAUUCACGUCUGUGGAGAAUUAUUAGUCUUAAUAAAUUAACGUAAGCUCACAAUUCUUGUCAGAAGUCCCGUAAUAAGGGAGGAUAACGUUAUAGAAAGGCCAAAGGCUCGGACGACGAUCGUCGGUUAUUGCCGUCGCCAUUGGUAAAGAUUCUGCUAAUAUUUCGCCUGUAAGAUAGUUAAUGGUAGAGAUGCAACUGUAAGGUUGUGGUGGUGGUGCUGGAGGUGGGUUGUGGUGAAAUCAUGGGAUUGUGUUUGUGUGGCGCUUGGUGCCAGUGACCAGGGACAUGCCGAGCAUCCAUGAGACUAUUGAGUCUGAUGAGAGCUUCUCUUCUCUCUCUGAUGCCAACCAGGAAGAAGACAAAAACCAUGACCCGCAGCCAAGCCACAGCACUGCCCCACACUCGCCAGAAGUGAAGAAGCCCAAGAGCCACCACACACAGGAACAAGAUAAGGCAGGACACCGUAAGGGAGCUCCUCGGGGCUCCCCUGCAGACCCUCAGCAGGUCCGGGAGCCUCGAGCUCUGGUUGAGUACUCUGACGUCAGUUCAGAAGCAUUCUCGGAGCCAGAGGCAGGUGAGAUCACUGAUAGUCCUAGCCAUAGCCCUGUCUUGAGUCCUCGAUUAAAUAGACAGCGGCAUCGUUCAGCAUCUCGCUCAAGACUCAGUCCUCGCCCUAGUCCAGCAUCGUACAGUGCAAAUCUUAGUAGGAGUCCUUCUUACGUCCCACGCACACCACCUCCAAGGCCCCCUCGAGAGCCUCUUCACAGUGACGGAGAAGUUGAAGCAUCUCCUACAACUUCACACCACACUCCACACAGUGCCCGCCCUCUUGUACCUUAUCCAGUGGUCAUGUCCCCUGAUCGCCGGUCCUUAGAAACGAGAGGAGAAUACUAUCGCUCUAGGGAACCAUACCACCAUUCACGCACUCCCUCUGAAUCAGAGAGAGAUCAUUCUCGAUCCCGAAAAAAAGAACACAAAAAAGACAAAAAAAGAAAAGAUAAAAAAAGAAAAAGAUCUGAGAGGUCACACAGUCCAGUGAUACAUAAGAAAAAGAAAAAGAAAAGUAAGCACAAAUCUCGAAGUGGUAGUCCAGAAUUUGAUGAUAAUGGAGGGGUUGCGGAUGGCAGUGUAGUACCUAGUUCGGAUGACGAUAUUUCUGAAGCAAUUGUUAUUAAAAGUGUUCCACGAAUUAUCCCUAGUCAUGAUCCAAGAUCAUCAGGUGCACCAUCUAGGGUAAGAAAUCGUGGUGAGGAACCCAGUCCUCUUAGUUCCAAUGAAGGAGAAAUUAUAGUUAGUCCUCAGCCUCUUCCUGAAACAAAUCAUGCCCGUGGAAAUGAGCUGCGGAGAACGCCGCCACCCCACUCGUCACAUCACAGAUCACGCGAAAGAACACCCACACACAGAUCACCACCCAGGUCACCCCACACACCUAGCCCACCCCGCCAUCGGGGUACAAGACAUAUGACUCCCCCACCACCUCAGCCACCUUCGGCCAGUAAGAACUAUGAGCGAUCCAGCCGGGCACACCACAUAAGCCCACGUAGGCCAUCCACGCCUCCACUGCCAAGUCAGAGACGUGGAAAUAUGACACCACCAUCUAGAAAUUCACCUAGACGGUCAGCUUCACAUCGUGCCCACACCCCUCCUCCUCUGUACAGUAGAAAGAGGUCUCGUUCUCGAAGUCCUAUUCAGUACAUUGAGAUAAGGGGUAACUCAGAAACUCCACCUCAUACUAGUAGUAGGUAUUAUGCUACAGCAUCAACUUCACGUAAAGAAGAAAAGAAGAAGAAGAAAAAGGAGAGAGAGAGAGAGUAUCAUUCACAUGGUCGUAGGAGCAGGAGCAGAAGUCGGAGUGGUAGUAGAAGUCGCAGCAGGAGUAGGGGGCAAUCACCAAGACGAAAGCGCAGGAGUGGAAGCCGCAGCCCUAGUCGUAAACGAGGUGAGCGUGUCCACAGACGAUCUCCUACUCGUGCCCGUCAUCCGUCACCUCGCCGUGCUCCUGCAUCUGGUGGCUUAGCACAUGACAACAAUAUGAGCUCAACAAGCUUAUUUGCAGAGCUUGUUAAGAGUAGAAAAAACAGAGAACGCAUCUUGGCUCUGAUGACUAAGGAGGGGGAAAAGACAGAGAAAGGUAAAGAAAAUGUGGAGCCUGAAGGAGGUGGAUCUGCCUCAGGUCCAGAUACCCCAGGUCCUACCCCUGCACCAUCUGCAAUUCCUAAUGGAGCAGCCAAAGUUGAAAAUAAUGUGACAGUGGCAGCAGCAGCAGCAGCAGUAGUAGUGGCGGCAGCAGCAGCAACAGCAGCAGUUGCAGUGCCAUCUACAGCAGUAAUGUCAGCAGCACCUACAGCAUUGAUAGCAGUGCCUGUAGCAGUGACAACAACAACACCUUCUGCAAUGACAGCAGCAGCACUAACAACAACAACAAUAACAACCACAACCAGCACAACCACAUCACUGUUAACAGCAACAUCAUCAGUAUCAACUGAUCAAGAAGAAACGUCCAAUCAUUCUUAUCAGUCAGAUCAGCCAAUAAUUAGUACCCAUCAAACUUCUGACACUGGAAAAAUUGACUUCAGGAAAGUUUCAGUACCAACUAGUCUCACAAAACUACCAAUGCCACCAGGUAUUAAUCUGGAAGACAUUGAUUCUCCUACGUCUCCAAGUACACCCCCAGAACCAAAGCCUACAAGAAAAAGUAUUAUCACAGAUCUUCCUAUGCCACCAAUGAUUGCAGGUACAGAAGAACUUUCACCAGAUGAGGAUGCCCUGAGUACUCCACCCCUCUCCAGGUUGGCUCCUCCUAAACAAAGACCUACUGCAAUGAGACCCAAAAUUUUAAAUGCCAAACGGCAAGACCGCACAUCUCUUGAGGACUGGAGUGAACGCUGUGUUGAAGUGUUUGAUAUUAUUGCACAAAUUGGAGAGGGAACUUAUGGGCAGGUGUAUAAAGCAAGAGCUAAAGAUAAGAAAAAUGAUGAAAUGGUUGCUUUAAAGAAAGUUCGCUUAGAAAAUGAGAAAGAAGGUUUUCCAAUCACAGCAGUGCGGGAAAUUAAAAUCUUGAAGCAGCUUCACCACAAAAACAUUGUCAACCUCAAGGAAAUUGUGACAGACAAGCAGGAUGCUGUUGACUUUCGACAUGAUAAGGGUUCAUUCUAUCUGGUGUUUGAAUACAUGGACCAUGACCUGAUGGGGCUACUGGAGUCGGGCAUGGUGGAGUUCUCCGAGCAGCACAAUGCUUCUAUCAUGAGACAGCUUCUCAAUGGCCUUAAUUACUGCCAUAAAAAGAACUUCCUUCACAGAGAUAUUAAAUGUAGUAAUAUUCUUAUGAAUAACAAAGGCCAAAUCAAGCUGGGUGAUUUUGGUUUAGCUAGAUUAUUUAGUUCAAAUAAAGAGCGCCCAUACACAAACAAGGUCAUCACGUUGUGGUAUCGUCCUCCUGAGCUGUUACUAGGAGAAGAGCGAUAUGGGCCUGCCAUUGAUGUGUGGUCAUGUGGAUGUAUUCUUGGAGAACUAUUUCAGAAGCGGCCACUUUUUCAGGCCAGUACUGAAGCCAUGCAGUUAGAUGUAAUAUCUCGAGUAUGUGGGACACCGACACCUGCUGACUGGCCAGACAUUGUAAAAUUACCUGGCUGGGGAACAAUGAAGCCCAAGAAGACAUACCGUAGGAGAAUAAUGGAAGACUUCAAAGACAAAAUGCCCCAGCCUGCCUUAGACCUUCUUGAUCAGAUGCUGAAGCUAGAUCCAUCCAAACGUAUUAGUGCAGAGAAUGCACUUAAUAGCACUUGGCUGAAGAAUGUUGAUCCUGACCUAAUGGAACCACCACCAUUACCUAAGUAUCAAGAUUGUCAUGAAUUAUGGAGUAAGAGGAGGAGACGCCAACUCAAGGAACAGCAAGAAGCAGCCAUUGGUGUUAUAGGCCCUCAGGGUCCCUCAGGAAAACCAGUGGGACCUAUAGGUGUUCCACAAGUUUUUGCAGGUCCCCACAAGGAUCAGCGUCCAAUGUAUAGAGGUGGGCCUGAUGAAGGAAGUCUUGAUGGACGACGCCAUGAGAGUAACAGUGCAGAGGGCUACAUGAGUAACAGCCUGCCAGCUUCUCGCAGUAAUUCACCAAGACCCUCUUCAUUACAUUAUCGUGGGCCAGGCUCCCAUACACCACCAGGAGCAGCAGGUGGAGACAGCCUCACUCCGCCCCAGGUCACUCAUCGGUACAAUACUCCACCUGUAGCUCAGGAUGAAUCGCAUACGAUUUACCGCCCACUUUACCAUCUAGCACAUCUGAUAAACACUCGACAGACAGUAGUGUUCGGUCAGCUAUCUGCGUUAAUGAAUGAACAGAUGGACUUGGGUAUACGGCGGCUACUGGAGCGAUUAAAUGCUGCUGUUCUUUUGGCUGCUACAGCACGAGAGCGACGAAUGCGUGGCGAUUCAGGAGUUGUUGAUGUUAGUGAAUUAACAGUAGAGCCUAAUGAGCCCAUUAUUACACCAUCAGCAUUGUAUGGUGAAGGUGAUGCAGGACUGUUAUCAGAAGGAGUUAGAGAAGCUUUAUCACAGCUGUUUGAUUUCUUCAAUCUUCAUGUAACUGGGUUAGCUCCAGGACCUGUCCAAUCAACCAGAGGUCAGAUGAUUCCUCAUAGUGAACAUGCCCACCGUUAUAACAACACUGGCCGAGUUACAUGACCACCACCUUCAACACCAUAGGUUGGCAAUUGUAGAAUGGAGUAUGGUGUGGGGUGCUCAGGUGUUCCUGCAGUCUGCCUUGUUCCUUAAAUACCCCACCCUAACCCAGAUGUGUUGUGCCACUACUGUCAACACCACUCAUAGCCUCAACGAGUGGUAGACUGUCUUCUGGAAUAGUGGCGUUCAAGCUGCUACCCUCUUUGGGCAUUCAGGAAGUAUGAUUGUGAAUUGUUUUAACAGUGAAUGAUUAAUAGCUAUUGCAGCAUUGUUCCAACUUCAAAAAAAAAAAAAAUAUAUACAUAGACAGCAGGUUAGUGGGUGGAUGACAUGGACCUCUUUUUUCCUGUAUUACCAGGAGUUAAUCGUCAAACAUUCCAUGAAACCUCCAUGUUUGAUAUUUACUACAAAUAGAAUGGCCAUAUGAGUGAGCUUAAGCUGUGUGUUGACCUUAGUGUCUUGAGGACAUGACUGCUGUCCUGGAACAAAUGGUCUGAUGUCUGACUCCCAGUUGUCAGGCUGUUCAAUCUGUGAUGUGUAUUAUAAUUGUAAAUCUAAAUUAUGCAUCUCUACUGCAGUUUUGGGUAAUCACUAUAUUACCAAACUCUGCAGGUUGUUACAAGAAGUUCUGUAGAAUUACUGAAAUAAAAUUUUGUCUAUAGUCCAAGGUGUACCAUUGGUUUGUAAUGGUAACUUUUAUAUAAAUAAAUAAAAGAUAAUUUA
Messenger RNA from Cherax quadricarinatus, 5504 nucleotides. It is a transcript of the gene Cdk12, whose product is annotated as Cyclin-dependent kinase 12. Gene Ontology annotation, molecular function: RNA polymerase II CTD heptapeptide repeat kinase activity; ATP binding; cyclin binding. The record is from RefSeq and is a predicted model, not a curated record. Gene Ontology annotation, cellular component: cyclin/CDK positive transcription elongation factor complex; nucleus. Lineage: Eukaryota; Metazoa; Arthropoda; Malacostraca; Decapoda; Parastacidae. Gene Ontology annotation, biological process: protein phosphorylation; positive regulation of transcription elongation by RNA polymerase II.